AUGGCUUUCGGUCCAGCGUUCUUGUCUGCUCUACUUGCCUUGCCUGUAGCGUUCGCUCAGCUCUCGGGCAGGGUGGGACCUACGACUCCUCUUUCCGCUAAGCAAGCGACAAUAUGCAAUGUCCUCGACUUCGGCGGGUCUGUCGGCUCCAGUGAUAUUGGACCAGCUAUCGGGAACGCGUUCACGAACUGUGUGCUGAAGAAUCCUAACGGCGCGACGCUGUACCUCCCGCCCGGGAACUACAACAUGCAGACUUGGCAGACCCUCAACGGAGGCUCGAAGUGGGCUUUCCAGAUGGAUGGGGUCAUCACUCGCACCAGCACGGCGGGCGGGAACAUGAUUGCCAUCCAAAAUGCGAAUGACUUCGAGUUCUUCUCAAGUAACAGUGCGGGCGCAAUCCAAGGAAAUGGCUUCCAGUGUCGUAACGCAGGACCUAGGCUGGUUCGCAUCGUGACCUCGAACAACUUCUCGAUGCAUGAUUUGAUCUUGGUUGACUCGCCGGAGUUCCACCUCGUCAUUCAACAAGGUUCAAACGGAGAGAUCUACAAUAUGGCUAUUCGCGGGACGAACCUCGGUGGAUCUGAUGGGAUCGACGUCUGGGGCACAAACUACUGGAUCCACGACAUCGAAGUGACCAAUCGGGACGAAUGCGUCACCGUCAAGUCACCCGCGAACAACAUCCUCGUUGAGCGAAUCUGGUGCAACCAGUCCGGCGGGUCCGCCAUCGGGUCUCUCGGGACGGGCACGGCGAUUCAAGAUAUUCUCUACCGGAACGUCUACACGAACGGCGGAAACCAGAUCUUCAUGAUCAAGUCAAACGGCGGAAGCGGAUUCGUUAAGAACGUGUUGUUUGAUACGUCCUUGAGCCGCGAGACUGCGUAUGGGUUGAAUGUGGAUCAGUAUUGGAGCAGCGAGGCGACGCAGGCGGGAGAUGGAGUGCAGUUGAGUAAUAUUACGUUCCGGAACUGGGACGGUGCAGUCGUCAACGGCGUCCAACGUUCUCCCAUACAAAUUCUCUGCGCAGACGGGGCACCCUGCUCAGAAAUCACGCUGCAAAACGUCAAUCUCUGGUCGGACACCAACGCCGCGACUAACAAAUGUCGUUCUGCGUUCGGCACGGGCGCACCGUGUCUACGUUCAGGGACACCGACGAGCUAUUCGGCAGUGACGACGACGAUCAGUCGCCCUGCUGGGUUUACGACUCCACCCAGUCUGUCGGGUGAUUUGUCGCAAGGGUUUGCGACGAAUUCGCCUAUUCCGAUCCCGACGAUCCCGACAACUUUCUACCCUGGUUUGCCACAGAUCUCGCCACUGGCGAAGAACUCUUAA
Messenger RNA from Fomitiporia mediterranea MF3/22, 1329 nucleotides. Its product is annotated as rhamnogalacturonan-hydrolase. Gene Ontology annotation, biological process: carbohydrate metabolic process. Gene Ontology annotation, molecular function: polygalacturonase activity. The record is from RefSeq and is a predicted model, not a curated record. Bases 1 to 1329 code for a protein of 442 amino acids. Lineage: Eukaryota; Fungi; Basidiomycota; Agaricomycetes; Hymenochaetales; Hymenochaetaceae. The transcript has 8 exons.